AUGACUGAUCCUAUUCAUGGGACUCAACACAUCGACCACAGCUCUCGGUCUUCGUCUUUCGCCGAAGUCAGCUCGUCAAGCUCGUACACCGGAUUCCCCCUCGAAGCGUUUGGGGAUAUUCCUCCUCGACAAACUCCAUGCAUGGUUGCGUGUACAUCGACGUGCAUUGACAGCCUUGCUCGGUCAAGGAUUAUUGCUGUAAUGGCACUGAACAUCUUUGUCUAUGAGACUACUCUCAAUGCUCAUCGUGACACAUGGGUCUGCCCCUUCUCCAAUUGCAAGCAAUCAUUUCCGGAUCCCAAGGCUAUGUUGUCUCAUGCGGCAAAAUGUACUCAUGUUUCCGCCAACGGCGCCUACUGUAACUGCUGCGGUUGUUACUACGACUUCCCUGGCCAGCGUCCCGCUUGUUUGACAAGAGACGGUGACACCGCGCCUUCGAUUGCCAAAGACUCUGCUAUGACAAAGGGAAAACGGAAGAUUCAAGACUUCCUGUCCCGUCGCUCUGGGUCAGCAUCUUCCUCCCAGGAACAGCUGCCUAACCUCAACGCAUGUAAUGCGUACCCGUUCUUCGGCCUGGAGUGGCAGAUGGAUCCCAUGCCUGCUUCUCGAAAAGCGUCUGCAUUUUCAGAAAUCAGUACUACGGGUCUUUCUCUCGGCCACAAAUCUGGCCAUGGUCCUGCAGAGCUCUGUGCUGAUCCUCCAAUCGUCGAGAUUGGUAACUCCAGCAUCCUUCCAGGUCACUCUAGCUUCCCAUCAGACACAGACUCGCACAUGCGACAACGUCUGACUAAGUCAACAGUCUCUACGCUGUCUAUGACCGGCUACAUGGGGGCGACUGUUCCAGAUUUUGGCGAUAUUUACUCACCCUUGAACAUGGAUGUUCCGCUGAUUGAGGCCAAAUCGUUUGACUUUGGUCAAUUUACUGUCCCAUCAGAAGAAUCGCAAGGUCUCAUGGUCAAUGUGCCCAACUUUUCACGUCCACGGUUGCCCUUAUCAUCCGGACAAAGUGGCCAGGCUUCGCCCUCUGGCAGCCACAAUGCGCAUCAGCGGGUAGAUGCCAUACCUACAGCCAUGGCUCAUGACCAACAUCACCAUGGAGAAUUCUUUGGGCUCCCCGAUCUUCCCGCGGAAGAUCAGUACUACUUCGAUGUAGGAAUUGCACACGACAAUGCGCAGUCCCUUCAAAUUCAAGAAGCAGUGUUAGUGACAAACGCUGCACCAGUUCGACUUUCACCACGGCUCCCUGUCUUUAAUCCGGAAGACGAUGGAGACAUCAGUUGCCCGGCGUGUGAUUACAGGCCAAAAGGUGCAAAGGCGUACAGAAAAGCCAAUUUUAAUAAGCACUGGAAGAACAAACACGAGGAGACGUUGCCUUGGAUUUGCGAAUGUGGGAGAACAUGUAAAAGGAGGGAUAAUCUCUUGGUUCACCAGCGCAACGUCUGCGGCAAACCCAAGGUCCGGCGGCGGCCGAGGUAUCGGAGAAGAAAGUCUGUUGGACGGUCUGGACAAAUGGGAAGACCUCUACUUGCUGUUGCUCAAUGA
Fusarium graminearum PH-1 is the source of this 1542-nucleotide messenger RNA. RefSeq lists its product as uncharacterized. The record is from RefSeq and is a predicted model, not a curated record. The coding region runs from base 1 to 1542 and encodes 513 amino acids. Lineage: Eukaryota; Fungi; Ascomycota; Sordariomycetes; Hypocreales; Nectriaceae. The transcript is spliced from 3 exons.